CUAUUUUUCUUUUAAAUAAAAAAAAUAAAUGCAGAAAAUGUUCUAUUUUUCAUCGUCUUCCUCCCGAGAGAAAUUUAACUGACCUCCGCAACCGGCAAUAGAUUGCGUAGCCAGGGAGUUCCUUCCUCUUCCAGUCCAGUCCAGUCCAGAGAAAGGAAAAAGAUAGACUCCCUCUGCCCGCUACCAGCUUCCUUCUUGGUGUGGCUGUCUGCCCGCUGCCCGAUUUCCCCUCCUUUCUUCUUCUUCUUCUUCUUCUUCUGCCAUUAGCCCAUUACCCUCUUCCCCUUAUCUUUCUUCCUCUUUCCCCACCCUCGCUGUUGCUUUGCUUACCUCCUCUCCAUUACUGCCCAUUUUUUUAUUCUUGUUUUUGUUUUCUAGCCUGUUAUUUUAUUGAUUGUUUUUUCGGUUUUCGGGGGAGGGUUUUCGUCCGUUUUUCUCAUCUAUCAACUCCCCUGCCUCUCCCUCCUUCCCCACUCCCACCGCAAGAUCAUCUGCUUUCUUCUCCAUUCUUCUUCUUCAUCCUUUUUCCUCCUCCUCCUACUUUCUUUUUGUCAUAUCCCCGCUGGCCUUUUUCUCUACCACCGCCGCCCUCCCGCGUCUUUGUUAUCAUCGUCAUCUCGUGUUUGUCCUCCAAUUAUCUGCAGAUAUUCGGGGGUGCAUUUCUGGGUCUUCUCUCAGAUCGUCUCAAUAAGCUGAUCAUCGCCUUCUGUUCAUUUUUUUAUUGCAAAGGAUCGGUUGCUUCUGUUUGCUGCUGAAACCAAAUUGAAGGGGGAUUGAUAAUUAAGGUGAAAUCAUCUGUUUAUAUAAUUGAAGCCUUUGAAGUUGAUGAUAAAUAGAUUGCUUGAAAAUGCUGGGAGGCAAUAGUGGCAAUCCCCUUCUUCCAGUUUUUUUGGAUGAGAACCGCAUUCCUUAUCAGAACAACGCUUCAAACCAGCUGCAGUUAUUUGGGAAUUUGCCAGCUGGAUGUAACGUUGAUGCUGUGAACUAUUUUGGAAAUGAGCAUAUAUCUCCCAUGCUCCAGUCCAAUAAACGAACCAGGGAGGCGGAAGAUUUUGGUAGACAACAGAAGCUCCAAAUUUCAUUGAAUUAUAACGUUUGCCAAGAUGAAGCUGACCGAUCAGCAAGUGUUCCAAACAAUCCUAAUGCUGUGUCAACUGGGUUACGCCUCUCAUAUGAUGAUGAUGAAAGAAACUCAUCUCUGACUUCAGCAAGUGGGAGUAUGACAGCAGCAGGACCUUCAAUGAUCUUGUCAUCCCUUGGGGACAAUAUUCGGUCUGAGCUUGAUCGUCAGAAAGAGGAAUUUGAUCAAUAUAUCAAACUUCAGGAGGAGCACCUGGCUAAGGGAGUGAGGGACAUGAAACAGAGACAUGUUGCCUCAUUUCUUGGUGCUAUUGAGAAGGGUGUUGUGAAGAAGAUUCGAGAAAAGGACUUAGAGAUAGAGAAUGUGAACCGUAGAAACAAGGAAUUGAUUGACAGAAUAAAGCAAGUGGCGACUGAAGCCCAGAAUUGGUACUACAAGGCAAAGAACAACGAAUCACUGGUCAAUGUCCUGAAGACCAAUCUCCAGCAGGCAAUUUCUCAGGGUGCUGAGCAAGUAAAGGAAGGAUUCGGUGACAGUGAGUUCGACGAUGCUUCCUCUUGCGUUGAUCCUAACAACAACUACCUGAACAUGACAACAGGUGGUUGUGGGCCUUCAUCAAAGCCUCUCUCUCGGCGAGGUGGCUCCAAAGAGCAUAUGACCUGCAGAGCAUGCAAAGCAAGGGAGGUGUCGGUGUUGUUAAUGCCGUGCAGGCAUCUGUGCUUAUGUAUAGACUGCGACAUGUUCGUCAAUGUUUGCCCUGUAUGCCAGUUGAUCAAAACUACCAGCAUCCAAGUAUACUUGUCCUAAAUUAUGACAAACUGAGACAUCACUCAAAAGUGAAUGGAAAAAGAAAAAAACAGGGUCAUCUUAACUCUCUUCUGUGAUAGAAGAAAAAUCAAACCUUACCCAGGGCCUGUCCUGGGAUUACAAAUGUUGUAUGUGGAGUAACCUUGUUUUGUUUUUGGGAAAAUGGAGUUUGAGUAAAGCAUGUUUCUGUCCCAUGUUUUGCUAUCUACUAUGAGAAGUGUUAUUGAGUGCCUGUUUUUUUCUAAACCAUGGAAAGAAGGUAGAUGAUCUGGUGGUAUAUAUAGCUUAGGUGGGAAAGGGCGUUUCUG
Messenger RNA from Linum tenue, 2196 nucleotides. NCBI's taxonomy places the organism in Eukaryota, Viridiplantae, Streptophyta, Magnoliopsida, Malpighiales, Linaceae. The record is from the annotation of a GenBank genome assembly.